Solanum lycopersicum (tomato) is the source of this 3484-nucleotide messenger RNA. RefSeq names its product verticillium wilt disease resistance protein Ve2 (gene Ve2). Gene Ontology annotation, molecular function: protein binding. The record is from RefSeq and is marked validated. Lineage: Eukaryota; Viridiplantae; Streptophyta; Magnoliopsida; Solanales; Solanaceae.
AUGAGAUUUUUACACUUUCUAUGGAUCUUCUUCAUCAUACCCUUUUUGCAAAUUUUAUUAGGUAAUGAGAUUUUAUUGGUUUCCUCUCAAUGUCUUGAUGAUCAAAAGUCAUUGUUGCUGCAGUUGAAGGGCAGCUUCCAAUAUGAUUCUACUUUGUCAAAUAAAUUGGCAAGAUGGAACCACAACACAAGUGAAUGUUGUAACUGGAAUGGGGUUACAUGUGACCUCUCUGGUCAUGUGAUUGCCUUGGAACUGGAUGAUGAGAAAAUUUCUAGUGGAAUUGAGAAUGCAAGUGCUCUUUUCAGUCUUCAGUAUCUUGAGAGGCUAAAUUUGGCUUACAACAAGUUCAAUGUUGGCAUACCAGUUGGUAUAGGCAACCUCACCAACUUGACGUACCUGAAUUUAUCCAAUGCCGGUUUUGUUGGCCAAAUUCCUAUGAUGUUAUCAAGGUUAACAAGGCUAGUUACUCUUGAUCUCUCAACUCUUUUCCCUGACUUUGCCCAGCCACUAAAACUAGAGAAUCCCAAUUUGAGUCAUUUCAUUGAGAACUCAACAGAGCUUAGAGAGCUUUACCUUGAUGGGGUUGAUCUCUCAGCUCAGAGGACUGAGUGGUGUCAAUCUUUAUCUUCAUAUUUGCCUAACUUGACUGUCUUGAGCUUGCGUACUUGUCGAAUUUCAGGCCCUAUUGAUGAAUCACUUUCUAAGCUUCACUUUCUCUCUUUCAUCCGUCUUGACCAGAACAAUCUCUCUACCACAGUUCCUGAAUACUUUGCCAAUUUCUCAAACUUGACUACCUUGACCCUCUCCUCUUGUAAUCUGCAAGGAACAUUUCCUAAAAGAAUCUUUCAGGUACCAGUCUUAGAGUUUUUGGACUUGUCAACUAACAAAUUGCUUAGUGGUAGUAUUCCGAUUUUUCCUCAAAUUGGAUCAUUGAGGACGAUAUCACUAAGCUACACCAAGUUUUCUGGUUCAUUACCAGACACCAUUUCGAACCUUCAAAACCUAUCCAGGUUAGAACUCUCCAACUGCAAUUUCAGUGAACCAAUACCUUCCACAAUGGCGAACCUUACCAAUCUUGUUUAUUUAGAUUUCUCCUUCAACAAUUUCACUGGUUCCCUCCCAUAUUUCCAAGGGGCCAAGAAACUCAUCUACUUGGACCUUUCACGUAAUGGUCUAACUGGUCUCUUGUCUAGAGCUCAUUUUGAAGGACUCUCAGAACUUGUCUACAUUAAUUUAGGGAACAAUUCACUCAACGGGAGCCUUCCUGCAUAUAUAUUUGAGCUCCCCUCGUUGAAGCAGCUUUUUCUUUACAGCAAUCAAUUUGUUGGCCAAGUCGACGAAUUUCGCAAUGCAUCCUCCUCUCCGUUGGAUACAGUUGACUUGAGAAACAACCACCUGAAUGGAUCGAUUCCCAAGUCCAUGUUUGAAGUUGGGAGGCUUAAGGUCCUCUCACUUUCUUCCAACUUCUUUAGAGGGACAGUUCCCCUUGACCUCAUUGGGAGGCUGAGCAACCUUUCAAGACUGGAGCUUUCUUACAAUAACUUGACUGUUGAUGCAAGUAGCAGCAAUUCAACCUCUUUCACAUUUCCCCAGUUGAACAUAUUGAAAUUAGCGUCUUGUCGGCUGCAAAAGUUCCCCGAUCUCAAGAAUCAGUCAAGGAUGAUGCACUUAGACCUUUCAGACAACCAAAUAUUGGGGGCAAUACCAAAUUGGAUCUGGGGAAUUGGUGGUGGAGGUCUCGCCCACCUGAAUCUUUCAUUCAAUCAGCUGGAGUACGUGGAACAGCCUUACACUGUUUCCAGCAAUCUUGCAGUCCUUGAUUUGCAUUCCAACCGUUUAAAAGGUGACUUACUAAUACCACCUUCCACUGCCAUCUAUGUGGACUACUCGAGCAAUAAUUUAAACAAUUCCAUCCCAACAGAUAUUGGAAGAUCUCUUGGUUUUGCCUCCUUUUUCUCGGUAGCAAACAAUAGCAUCACUGGAAUAAUUCCUGAAUCCAUAUGCAACGUCAGCUACCUUCAAGUUCUUGAUUUCUCUAACAAUGCCUUGAGUGGAACAAUACCACCAUGUCUACUGGAAUAUAGUCCAAAACUUGGAGUGCUGAAUCUAGGGAACAAUAGACUCCAUGGUGUUAUACCAGAUUCAUUUCCAAUUGGUUGUGCUCUAAUAACUUUAGACCUCAGCAGGAAUAUCUUUGAAGGGAAGCUACCAAAAUCGCUUGUCAACUGCACGUUGUUGGAGGUCCUGAAUGUUGGAAAUAACAGUCUUGUUGAUCGUUUCCCAUGCAUGUUGAGGAACUCAACCAGCCUGAAGGUCCUAGUCUUGCGCUCCAAUAAAUUCAAUGGAAAUCUUACGUGUAAUAUAACCAAACAUAGCUGGAAGAAUCUCCAGAUCAUAGAUAUAGCUUCCAACAAUUUUACUGGUAUGUUGAAUGCAGAAUGCUUUACAAAUUGGAGAGGAAUGAUGGUUGCAAAAGAUUACGUGGAGACAGGACGCAAUCAUAUCCAGUAUGAGUUCUUACAACUAAGUAACUUGUACUAUCAGGAUACAGUGACAUUAAUCAUCAAAGGCAUGGAGCUGGAGCUUGUGAAGAUUCUUAGGGUCUUCACAUCUAUUGAUUUCUCUUCCAAUAGAUUUCAAGGAAAGAUACCAGAUACUGUUGGGGAUCUUAGCUCACUUUAUGUUUUGAACCUGUCACACAAUGCCCUCGAGGGACCAAUUCCAAAAUCAAUUGGGAAGCUACAAAUGCUUGAAUCACUAGACCUGUCAACAAACCACCUGUCCGGGGAGAUCCCCUCAGAGCUUUCAAGUCUCACAUUCUUAGCAGUUUUGAACUUAUCGUUCAACAAUUUGUUUGGAAAAAUCCCGCAAAGUAAUCAAUUUGAAACAUUCCCAGCAGAAUCCUUUGAAGGAAACAGAGGCCUAUGCGGGCUUCCUCUUAACGUCAUUUGCAAAAGCGAUACUUCAGAGUUGAAACCAGCACCAAGUUCUCAAGAUGACUCUUAUGAUUGGCAGUUCAUAUUUACGGGUGUGGGAUAUGGAGUAGGGGCAGCAAUCUCCAUUGCACCUCUGUUGUUUUACAAGCAAGGAAACAAAUACUUUGACAAACAUUUGGAGAGAAUGCUUAAACUGAUGUUUCCUAGAUACUGGUUCAGUUACACCAGAUUUGACCCUGGGAAGGUUGUGGCUGUGGAACACUAUGAAGAUGAGACCCCAGAUGACACCGAAGAUGACGAUGAGGGGGGAAAAGAAGCAUCUCUUGGGCGUUAUUGUGUCUUCUGUAGUAAACUUGAUUUUCAGAAAAAUGAAGCAAUGCAUGAUCCAAAAUGCACUUGUCAUAUGUCAUCAUCCCCCAAUUCUUUUCCUCCUACGCCGUCCUCUUCUUCACCUUUAUUAGUCAUAUAUCACAAAAAGUUUUGAUUCUUAAGCUUCUUCAUAUCUGCACAUUUGUAAUCUGUAUAUAGUUACAGGUAGCACAGGAUUG